AUGAAUUUGAAGCGAUUUAAUUCAUCGAAAAUCGAUUUAAAAAAUGCUUAUAAAUUAUUAAAUUUAACCGAAAAUGCAACAAAUGAAGAAAUCAAACGUUCAUUUUUUGAAUUGGCCCGAAAAUUUCAUCCGGAUUCCAUUCAAAAUCAGGGAAAAAGUGAUGAUUUUAUUCGAAUUCGAAAUGCAUAUUGUUUAAUAGUAAGAAGUAGUCAGGUUAAAAUAGAAGAAGAAAAAGAAACCGCAACUUUUUCCGAUGAAAUUAUUGGUGAUAUAAAGCAUAAACCCGCUCAACAUCGACAGUAUUUAGAAUAUGGUGGAAUCGGACGUGGAAAUCCAUAUCAGCGUCAAAAACAAUAUAUAAAUCAUCGUGCUUUGCAAGCUUUAGAAAAUGUUCAUGAAUAUCUUCUCGAUAAAACUAAAUAUGAUAAGGAAAAUGAAAUGGCUACAACUUCAUUACAAGUAACGAAGGAACAAGAACAUUAUGCAAAAAAGCAAAAAACAACGAAUGCUAUUGAACGUAUGGUAGAAGAUAUGAUAGUCGAAUCGAUGAAAAGAGGCGAUUUUAAUAAUCUGAAAGGAAUGGGUAAACCACUUGCUGAGCAAGAAAGUAAUCCUUAUAUCGAUAAUGUCGAAUUUAAAAUUAAUCAAAUAUUAAUAAACAAUGGUUUUGCUCCACCAUGGAUCAUGAAGAAUGCGGAAAUACAAGAAAAUAUAAAAUUGUUUCGAAGCAAAAUAAGAAUGGAAUAUGCAAAAUACGUUGUGUCCAGAGAUGGCGUCAGUCUCACAUCUAACGUGCUAGCACAAUCGAAAUGGAAUAAUAUUACUAAAGAAAUGGAAGAAACUGUAAAUGCAAUCAAUAAAGCUGUGAAGGAUUAUAAUCUGUUAACUCCAUCAGUCUAUCGACAAUUGUUCACUCUGUCAUUUGUGCAGGAAAUGAAUAAAGCUGUUGCCGACGUUCAAAGUGAAAAUUUCAAUUCAAAAUGGAUUGUGAAAGCGCGUGAAAUGCUUGUCAAAUCUACCGAGAAGCCUGACUCAAAGUCAGGAUUUUUCGCCAAUAUUGUGCAAAAAUUUCGUAUGCAAUAA
Molecule: messenger RNA, 1083 nt
Organism: Dracunculus medinensis (Guinea worm)
Lineage: Eukaryota; Metazoa; Nematoda; Chromadorea; Rhabditida; Dracunculidae
Source: the annotation of a GenBank genome assembly